CGACGAUAAAUAGAACGAGUUGUUUUGCAGUAAUCAAAAAGACGGGUCGACUAAAUGUUCCGUUAUUUUCAAUCUCUUUCUAAUGCAGGUCAGGUGAUAAAUAGUUGGACUUCAAAACCAUCGGUUGCGAGGUUUUUGACAACCAUUAAUCAAAUGGGAAAGCCAAAGGUUCUUGUUACACGAGAAGAUAUACCGAAGAGUGCUCUAAGCAUACUAGAAGAGAAAUGUGAGAUUGAGGUGAUGCCGAACAAGUCCCCUAUUUCCAGAACAGAUCUUUUAAACAAGAUUUCUGGGAAGCAUGGAAUUUUUUGCUUUCUUACUGACAAGAUUGACAAAGAAGUGCUUGAUCACGCAGGACCACAACUGAAAGUAAUUGGAACGAUGUCAGUUGGCUAUGACCACUUGGACAUCAAUGAAAUCAAGAAGAGAAAUAUUUCUGUAGGCUAUACACCUAAUGUCCUGACAGCUGCUACAGCUGAAUUAACUGUUGCGCUCACAUUAGCAACAACAAGGAGAUUGUUUGAAGCCCAUGAUGAAAUUGCCAAUGGUGGAUGGGCCAAAUGUUCAUGGGGACCUCUAUGGAUGUGUGGAAGUGGACUUGUUGGAGCGAAAGUAGGCAUUGUAGGUCUUGGCAGUAUUGGUCUGGCAGUCGCGAAACGGUUACUUCCUUUUGAGGUGGCGAAAAUUAUGUACUGUGGCAGACAUGAAAAACCAGAAGCCGCUGCCCAAGUGUCAGGAGAAUACGUCACGUUCAACCAACUUCUUCAAGAAUCCGAUGUGGUUAUCAUAACGUGCCCUUUGAACGAUACAACAAGGAAUAUGUUUGGGCCAACGCAAUUCACAUUGAUGAAAUCUAACGCUGUACUUAUCAACACCAGCAGAGGAGGCGUUGUCGAUCAAGAUGCUUUAGUAAAUGCCCUGAAAACGGGACAGAUAACUGCUGCAGGACUUGACGUGAUGACACCUGAACCCUUACCAGUUGACCAUGAACUGACAAAACUGAAAAAUUGCGUUCUGAUCCCACAUAUUGGAAGCGCAACGCUACAAACAAGAACUACUAUGGCAACCAUGACCGCGCAAAAUAUUGUCAAUGCAAUGGAAGGAAAGCCCAUGCCGGCUCAGUUAUGUUGAAGACGAAAAAAACAAAUGGUUAACAUUGCAAAACGCCGAGGAUUAGUAUAUAAAGGAAUGAAUAUGUAAAUGCUUAAACAUAAAUGGUAGGAACUAAA
This is a messenger RNA of Daphnia carinata, 1229 nucleotides long. RefSeq names its product glyoxylate reductase/hydroxypyruvate reductase-like. The coding region runs from base 55 to 1131 and encodes 358 amino acids. Gene Ontology annotation, molecular function: hydroxypyruvate reductase (NADH) activity; glyoxylate reductase (NADPH) activity; hydroxypyruvate reductase [NAD(P)H] activity. The record is from RefSeq and is a predicted model, not a curated record. Lineage: Eukaryota; Metazoa; Arthropoda; Branchiopoda; Diplostraca; Daphniidae. The transcript has 7 exons. Gene Ontology annotation, cellular component: cytosol.